This is a messenger RNA of Dromiciops gliroides (monito del monte), 3402 nucleotides long. It is a transcript of the gene CEP15, whose product is annotated as chromosome 1 C3orf14 homolog. The coding region runs from base 74 to 580 and encodes 168 amino acids. The record is from RefSeq and is a predicted model, not a curated record. The transcript is spliced from 5 exons. NCBI's taxonomy places the organism in Eukaryota, Metazoa, Chordata, Mammalia, Microbiotheria, Microbiotheriidae.
CGCACGCAGGCGCAAACUGGGGCGUCGCUCAUCCCCGAGAGGAAGCGCAGUGCUCCGGCGCCGGCUCUGGGCGAUGCUGGGUCCGUCAGAGGGGACUUCGGUCCCGGCGCCGCAGCCUCCGGCAGAGGCCCGAAGGAGGGCCCGCCGAGAAAGCCUUCACCAACACCAAGGAGGGCUGGCAGAAGGAAAGGGGAUGGCCUAUUUUGCCAAAGAAGUUCAACUUACUAAAAAACAUGAAGAAAUACUAGCUCAAAGAUUACUGUUACUUCAAGAAAUGGAGAAUGAUCACAGUACUCAGAAGACCGAAAAGAAGGCAUCUCACGUAAAAGCAGCUAAGCUAGCCUAUAAAAGAAAUCGGAGCCUUUUGAAUGAUAUAAGAACACUAGAAGAGAAACUUGACAAGAAGGUGCAUUUACGGUCACAUUCCGAGAUGGUUGGUCUUCAGACUCUCUACUGGGCAUCAGUAGAAGAACAGGCCCCCAAGUGGGAGCAGUUUCUUUUAGGAAGAACACAGUAUCCCAUCGGUGUCAGAUAUCCAAAUCCAGCAGGAAAUGACAUCAAAGAUGCUACAGAGAGAUAACCACAAUAAAGAUGUAAUUUCUCCUUGGGGCUCCACUUCAGAACACCUGCUCAGUAAAGCAAAACGUAUCUGGACAUUGUAUAAACUCAAAGGAAUUUGUUCAUCUAAGGGAACAUCCUAAUGUGGAUUCUGUUACCUAGCUGACAAGAGGGAAAAAUUUUAAUUUACUGGAAAUUUUGUCAAACCAGGAUUGAAAUACCUUACAACCUUUUUAAUGAAUGAUGAGAAUUGUUUUUACUUUCAGUUUGUCAUUUCAUCAAACUUUUUGGAGUGUAAAAGAAAAUUUUGAAAGGGAAAGUGAACUAAAUAAAUGGUUAAAUGCGUCUUAUGUGACUUAUUUCAUUUUAAAACAGUUUUCAGUCCUUUUCAUACCUGUCUGGUUCCCGUAACUGCUUUCAACAAAAAGCUGUGAUUAUGACAAUUCCUAACUAUUUUCCACCGGCCAUGAAAAAGAGAAACAACAGAGUGGUUUGCUUAGCACCUUCUAUUUGCAUAAUACUUGGAUAUAAUUCAGAUUCUGAAUAGAUUAUCUGACAUGAACCUCCCAGCCUGGAGGAAUGCCAUUUAUCAUAACCGAAAAAAUCACCCCUCCAGAGUUGAAGUGACUUGCCCAGAGUCACAGGCCAACAGGUCAGUGGAAAGGCUGGUCUUCUCAUUCCUAAUCUAAUACUCUUUACAUUCUCCAUACCACUUUGUCUCACGUGUUUUAGAAAAGUAAAGAUGUUCCCUAAAAUCUCACUUUUGUUCUCACAAUUUAAACUCUAAAGUAUCUGUCAGUGCAGAGAACUGGCCAGAAAGGCCAAAGGGUGACCAUUUUAUUGGAGGGAGUUGUACGUAUUUCAAGUGAACCUGUCAGAAUAGGGAUUCUGAUAGGAUUUUUACUUGGUUUUCUAAGCAUUGCCUCCCUUCUUGAGGAGAGCAAUGGACUCUUCCCCUUCUUUUCAUCUUUUAACUGUCUCUUCCCUCUCUUCCAGUUCUCAGUGAGGCAUCCAUUUACAAUUCCCAAACAAUAUAGCUUUAAAACUCAUUCCAACACUGCUUAGGCUGUAUGUGGGAAGAGUGAGUUCGGCUCCCUGGUUUUUAGAUCCUAGAAGCACAAGGACCAAUAGCCAUAGAAGGAAUUCCUCUUAAUGAGAAUUUCUGUUUACUUUAAAUUAUUUUUCGAUCAUUUUCAUUUUAACUUGGCUCAUAUUAAAAUAAUACAAUAGUGUGAGUUGUUUUUUUUUUAAAACUUUAUAAUGAAAUGUCCAUUAUGCUGAUAAGUUUCUAUAAACUGCCAUCUUGGAAAUAUCCUGUUGAGUGGGUGUUGGUGUUUGUAACAAUAACGUUGUUUUCAUACUAUGUGAUGGCAGAUUAGCACGCUUCUCUGCAGUGUUAACAGUUGUAAUUAAGGAAUAAACAGUACAGGGUGUCAGUCCGAUGACAAUUUCAUCUAUAGUGUCACAAUACAAAAUGUCACAAAAUAUUAGAACUGUUAUAGAACUACAAAAAUAUCAAAUUAGGUUUAGUCUUAAAAGCUGAAAGCCUUAAAAAAAAAACAAAAAAACUGGCAUAGAGACCACCACAGUUUUAUACCUUCUCAAGAAUGUUCUGUCAGGAAGAUAAAUUGGUAAUUUUUCUUCUGUUACAUUACAGUUUGGUUUCUAGCCAUCCAGUCGAUUUAGCAGGAGAAUGCAGGGUGUUUUUUUUUUUUUUUAGCAGCUUUGAAUUUGUAAACAGAUUUAGAUGUAGUAGAAAGGAACAUGAUAAGGGUUUUUUUUUUUUACAUCAAAUCUUCCCUAGCAUAUGCACAUAAGAAGGUGAAUUAAAGCAAUAUGAAACUUAUUUCUCUUUAGUCAAAUGGAAAAAAAACAACAACCUCUAAACAUUUGUUAAGAUGGUAAAAUAUUAUGUCAAGCAAAUAGGCACAUUUCAGAAUUAAACUGGUUGAUAAGUUAACAAACAAAUAUUUGAACAUAAAUUUCCUUUGAGUUUUGUAAAUUAAAUCACUCAACAGCUUAGUUAAAUUGCAUUCAUUUGGGAUUUAAAAUGAUCUUUUAGAAGGAUUUUUGCUAAAUUGAAUAACUUAACAAACAAAACAGCCAGAGUUUAACAGUGAUGGGCAGUAAGAUGGAUAUUUUCCCAAAUCUUAGAUAUAACAUACCUUAAAAACCUUUAAGAAAUUUAGAAGUGACUUUAAUUUCUGGUUCCAACAGAGACUUUUUUAAAGAGGAUUUAAAAUUUUUCUUUCUUUUUUUUUCUUUUUUUUUUUUUUUUGCCUUUUGGACUGUAACAGAUUGCACCACAUGGUGUGUAUUUAAAAAAAACAAACCCUCAGAGGGACCUACACACCCCAUUAAAGGAUUUUAUAUUCUUUGCAAAUUAUACCCGUUUGGAUGGGAAUUUGCGAAUUGUUUUUUAAGUAAGGAAAGAAUUAAGCAAUAUAUUUGUUUCUGCACUUUGGUACUAGAAUACCAGCAAAGAGUCAUUUAGAAAUACCUUCAAGUCUAGCUCUUGACUUCCCACCCAUUUUGCCUUUCCUUUCCUCCUUUCUUUUGCUUCCUUGUUGGUUCAGUGUGUCUCUCUGUUCUCUGAGGGGAUCAUAUUUUAAAGGAUGAUAGAAGUUUUCAAAGGAAAGUCUUUUAUAAGAAUUUGGGACUGUAGUUUUUCUUAGUAUAUUGCAAAUGCAUAAAUAUUCAAAGCUAUUUCUUUUCCUGAAAGAAUCCUGGCUUAUGAUAUCUUUAACUACGAGAAAUGCUGGCUUGGUUUUCUGUUUGGAACUAAGGUUAAUGUUUAGGGUGGUAGUUCUCAACCCUUUCUGGAGUUGUGGCAUAGAUCCUUCC